Messenger RNA from Apis laboriosa (Himalayan honeybee), 3981 nucleotides. Its product is annotated as acidic phospholipase A2 PA4. The transcript has 4 exons. The record is from RefSeq and is a predicted model, not a curated record. Gene Ontology annotation, biological process: phospholipid metabolic process; arachidonate secretion. The coding region runs from base 517 to 1209 and encodes 230 amino acids. NCBI's taxonomy places the organism in Eukaryota, Metazoa, Arthropoda, Insecta, Hymenoptera, Apidae.
CUUUUUUUUUUUUUCAAUUCGCAGCAGUGACUAUUUCUGUCAUCGAUAUUUAAUAAUAAGAAAAUACACUUCUUCCUUCUGUCUUUAAUUGGCUUGUAUUGAGGGAUAUUAAAGUGUGAAAUGAUUGCAAAAUCUCUGGAAGGAAAAACAUCGCCAGCAUGUCCUGUGCUGUCGACAAAUUAAUUCGAUCUAUUUACAACAGAAGUUAUAUAUUGUACGGUUGCAAGUAUGUGGCAUAUCACGUGAUUUGGAAUCUCCCCCGUGUAAUCUGGAUCACGGUUCAUAUAUGUAUGCCACAUAAUAUUAGUAUCCUGACGACCCGUUUCAACGAUCAGUUUGAUAGCGGCCGUUGAGAAGAGAUAAAGCGAAUUUUUUUAAAAAAACAUCUUGUACAACUACCCUAUUUUGAGAUUCACGAUUCUGUGGAAUCACAGAAAUUCUUUGUUGAAAGAUCAUAAUCCUGUGAAGACAGGAAAAAUUAUUGAUCAUCGUCUACGAGAGUUAUAAAACUUCAAUAUGCUUACAGUAUUUCUACUACUCAUACCAACACUCUGGGGGGAUGAAACUGAGGCUAGUGUUCUCGUGGCAGAUACCACUAUGUCAAGAAUGGUGGAAUUAAAUGCGGAUGCGCCCUUCUGUGCCUUGUACACCGAUCGUGGUGUUAUUCAAAAAAUGGUUCUUGGUGCUGAUCCAAAAAAAGUCCGUCAAAUGUCAAGCAAUCUCGUAGCAGAUUUGGAAGAAACGUGUAAAGCCUCUCGAGACAAGGGAAAGAAUCAACCUCCAGGAGGUGGAUUGAUUUAUCCAGGCACAAAAUGGUGUGGUCCAGGUACUUUAGCGAAAUCGUAUGAUGAUCUCGGACACCAUGCAGCCGAGGAUGCAUGUUGUAGAGAACAUGACCAUUGUCCUAUCACUAUAUCGCCUAAAGAAUGCAUUCAUGGUAUAUGCAAUAACUCGCCUUUCACACGGUCUCACUGUGACUGCGAUGCGAAGUUCCGUAGAUGUUUGCAGAAUCUUAAUUCGGAAGUCGCAAAUACUCUCGGUGCUCUUUUUUUUAAUGUGAUACAAGUAACUUGUUUUAAGGAGAGACGUCCCUGUUCACAGUGGCAAAGAAAUGGUUACACGGAAUCGGUAUCGAACCGAUUGUGCUCCCAGUACAAAUUCCGACCAAGCGACAAAUACGUGCCGUUGAUGCCCUUGAACGUGAACUAGCUAUUGCGGAAACGCAAGAAGAACGGACCAGACAGCCUUUGAAGUGAUGCCAGUUAACAGAGUUCUAAUGAGUGGGAUAAUUGCACGCGCUUCAACAGCGUUCCUUGCGCGCCUCUUUCUUUCAUGCUGAUCCAACCUGUUUGGGAAUAGAACGAAAUGUUCUUUCCUUAUCAUUCAUGAAUUUAUAUUGUUACAGAUCAUUAUUUUUCAUGGAAUGUCAUUUUUCUUUUCUGACUUUUAUUUGACAAAAAAUUUAUUAUCCUCUUUUUGGUAGCUUCGAUCAAUUUUUCUGCAAGAUCGGUCUAAAAUAAUAGAUAGAAAAUUAGUUUCCGAAAAUUCCAUAGCAAGAAGUAUCCAAGAAAUAUUUUUUAAUAUUUUUUUUAACAAAUAUAAAAAUAUAUCAGAUAUUUUUUUAUUUUUUCUUUGGUUUCGAAUAAAGUGGAUUUUUUUAGUCUUAAAAAAUUAAAAAUUUUUUUUAAAGUUUGCAUAAAUAUGAAAAAUAUUAGAACUUUUUUUUAUUUUUCUGUUUAGUCAUUUUUUCAAUUUUAAAAGUAAAAAAUGGAAUAAAUAAGAUGGUCAGCUUGAAAGUAAGAAAUAGUUAUGCAAAUGUUAGUAGCUGUCAUCCUUGCAAUAUAAAAGUCAAUAUGUAUUGUUAUAAAAAGUUUUUUGUUUUUUGCUUCGUAAUAUAUGAAAUGAAAUCCAGAAAAAAAAAUAUAUAUAUAUAUAUAUACAGAUAUGCUAUAUAAAAAAAUUCUUAAGAAGGAAUCGAUAUGAAAUUUGAAUAAAAACCAUUGAUUUCGAAAGAAUUGCGAAUUUAUAUUCGCAAAUAGUUUAUAAUUUUACUGCUCAAUAUUAUUUUUAUAAUAUGUUUCCAAUUCUAAAAAUAAUAAUUUAAAUGAUUGAUCUUUUUAAGAAAAAAAAAGGAAGUUACAGACAUACAAUAUGAAAUAAAAACUAUUUGGUAAAUUUAUAUUGAUUACCGCUAAACUAAAGAUAGUAACAAAGAAAAAGAUUAUAGCUAUAAUUGACUAAACAAUUGUUUCAUCGAACAUAAAACAAAGAAAGAUUUCACUGGAACUGUAUCACCGAAACAAGGUUCGCAUUUCUUGCAUAUCAAUCGUCGUUAUUUCAGUCGCGCAAAUAUGCAUGCAAUUGCAUAAAAUCACGUAGCAUUUUCUACGAUUUUCCUUAGAUUAAAAUUUUUCAUCAAGUUGAUACGGAAGUAAUUAAAAUAUAUUAAAUAUAAAUAUGACAACUUUUUGAAUUAAAUUUCAAAUAAAAUAUUAUUAUAUUUGAGAUAUAUAUAUAUAUUUUCUAAAUAAUGAAUGCUAGUAUCAACUUGAUGAAUUUACAACGUACCAAUAAAUUUCACAAUAUCGACGAUUUUUCUAUCCUUUUUGAUAGCUUUUGAAUUUUUAAAUUUAAAAUUUUUAAAUUUACUCGUGCGUUCAACGAAUUUAUUUGUUUUAAGACAUUUUUAAAGUGGUUUAUAUAUAUAAAUUAAAAAUUAACAAUUAAAUUAAAAUUAACAUGAUAAUGUUGCAGCUCAAAUAUCCAAGAAUCAUGAAAGAACUUGAUUCAUUCGAUGCAAACUGCUCAAAAUAAUAUGAAAAAUAUAAAAUGAUUGAACAAAAUUUCCUCACUUAUACAUGAAAAUAUUUUAUUUGCAAAAUACAUUAAAUUGAAAAAUUAAUCAAGAAAUUGAUAAACAUUUCCGCAAUUUCUUAUAAAACAAUAUGGAAAUUUCAACAAUUAAGUUCAAUUAUCGUUUUUCCUAUGAUUAUCAUAUAACAUGAGUUUAAUGAGCAAUCCAAUAUCAAUUAUAUAUAUACAACUGUAUAACUUAGAACUUAAAAAAUGAAAUUGACUUUCAAAUGCUUUUGACAAUCUUAUUUUGUAAAUUGUAAUCUUCAUUUUAUGAUACAUUCAUUAUUCUUUUUCUUAAAUGAUAUGAAAAAAAUGGUUUACUAAUUAUUUUGAGCAGUGAUAAAAGAAUAAAUGAAAUGAUCAGAAGAAAAUCCUGCACAAUCUUUACUGUGAUCGAAAUUACUCAGAUAUGUAAGCUUGCUAUAGUUUUUACUUAUAGAAUAAUCAUUUAUGGCUCUUCAUGCUCAAAUAAUUGAUGCGACCUGAGAGAACCGGAAGUUGUCGCUAGACAAAAAGAUUAUCCGGAUUUUGUAAAUAUCUCGAGAAGGUCAGCCGGGAAAGCGUGCAAUCGAUUCAAUAUGUCACAUUGAUAUAUAUGUUAGAAAUAGCUCAGUGACAUUUAGUUUCCUGAAGACCUUCGAUUGAUCAUCAGUAUAGUGACAAAUUCUAACUAAAUUAAAAAAAUUGUUUUACAUAUCACUUUUAAAGAUAUAUAUAUUUUUCAAGAUUAUUUUAAUUAAGUUUAAAUUAUUUCAAAAAAAUUAUAAAUAUGGUAUUCAAUAUUCAAUAUACAAAUAACUUUUGUAAUAAGCAAGUUAAAUUAUUUUGGAUAUUUAGAAUAUUAAUGAUUUAAAUUAUGAAUUUUAUCAUUUAAAAUUUAUUUUCUAAGAUUAAACUGUACUGAUGAAUAUGAGAUAGAUAUGUAUUUAAAUGUAUGUAUACAAAUUAGUUUUUAAUUAUAAUAUGAUAUAAUAUAAUCAACAUUUUUAACAUUUGCAUGCGAUAAUAUUAUUUAUAUUAUAUUGAUAUAUAUAUUUUAGUCUAAAAUGGAUCUCUUGGAUACUUUCUGGAAAAAAUAUUUAUAUUAUAUAUCAUAAAGAAACUAUGUAUCUAUAAGUAAUUAAU